UACUGUUGUAUUGUACCUGUUUAAACAUGGAAACACUGGACUGGACCGAAAAGAAAACUACUAACUAACUAGAAGGCAAGUCACGGAAAACGGAACUUGAAGGUUGGGAACUGCUGAGAGUGACAAGUAAAAUUUAAUUUUGUGAUUGUUUUGUAGGCGAUUUAAACAACACAAUGGCUGACACUGGAGGCUUGGGUAUUGAGGGAGGCCGAAUUGUCAAGAUGGAAGUUGACUACAGCGCCACCUGUGAUGAGAAAAUUCCAGAGUGCAAGAAAAUGGCACAGGAAGGAAAAAUGCAUGAUGCAUUAGAUGCUCUCUUAGCUCUUGAGAAGCAAACACGAACAGGGGCUGACAUGGUGUCUACCGGGCGUGUGCUCGUGGCUGUUGUACAGAUCUGCUUUGAGGCCAAAAACUGGGCUGCGCUGAAUGAGCACAUAGCUCUUCUGGCCAAACGACGCUCUCAGCUCAAGCAGGCAGUGGUCAAGAUGGUUCAGGAGUGCUGCACCUAUGUCGAUCUUGUCCCUAACAAGGAGACCAAACUGAAGCUCAUUGACACACUGCGUUCAGUCACUGAAGGGAAGAUAUAUGUGGAGGUGGAAAGGGCACGCCUCACACACAAACUGGCUCAGAUGAAGGAGGCGGAAGGCAAGGUGACGGAUGCAGCCAACAUCUUGCAGGAACUGCAGGUUGAGACUUAUGGCUCCAUGGAGAAACGUGAGAAGGUGGAACUAAUUUUGGAGCAAAUGAGACUCUGCCUUGCCAAGAAGGACUAUAUCCGGACCCAGAUCAUUUCCAAGAAGAUCAACACUAAAUUCUUUGAGGAUGAGUCUACGUCUGACCUUAAACUGAAAUAUUACAAGUUGAUGAUAGAAUUGGAUCAGCAUGAAGGAUUGUACUUGUCGACAUGCAAACACUACCGUGCAGUCCUGGCCACACCAAGUGUACAAGAGGAUGCUGCGCAGCGUCAUGUUGUAAUGCAGAAUGUGGUGUUGUAUCUGGUGUUGGCCCCAUAUGACAAUGAGCAGAGUGAUCUUACACAUCGUGUCCUCGAGGACAAGCUGAUAGAUGAGAUUCCGUCCUACAAGGAACUGUUGCGCCUGUUCAUCAAUCCUGAACUGAUCAAGUGGUCGGGACUGUGUGAGGUGUAUGAGCGAGAGCUCAAGCAGGGUUCGGCCACUGCCAAGCCCACAGAUGUCUUCACCAACUCUGAGGAUGGGCAGAAGCGCUGGAAAGAUUUGCGUAGUCGUGUUGUUGAACAUAAUAUUCGUGUAAUGUCCAAGUACUAUACUAGAAUCACUCUGAAACGAAUGUCUGAACUGCUCGACCUGCCUAGUGAGGAGACGGAGGAAUUCCUGAGUAACAUGGUAGUGGGAAAAACAGUUCAGGCCAAGAUUGAUCGACCCGCAGGAAUUGUCAGUUUCCGCACUAUCAAAGACCCCAGUGAUGUUCUCAAUGAUUGGGCGUCAAACCUGGACUCACUCAUGAGACUUGUAAACCAUACAACCCAUCUCAUUAACAAGGAGCAGAUGGUGCACAGGCAUCUCAUUUCGUGAAUGUGAACCUACUUCAGCUUUGAGCAAAUGUAUUCAUUAUAUUUAUAUUUCAAACUCAA
This is a messenger RNA of Homalodisca vitripennis (glassy-winged sharpshooter), 1612 nucleotides long. RefSeq names its product 26S proteasome non-ATPase regulatory subunit 12 (gene Rpn5). Gene Ontology annotation, cellular component: nuclear proteasome complex; cytoplasm; proteasome regulatory particle, lid subcomplex. Bases 174 to 1553 code for a protein of 459 amino acids. Lineage: Eukaryota; Metazoa; Arthropoda; Insecta; Hemiptera; Cicadellidae. The record is from RefSeq and is a predicted model, not a curated record. The transcript has 9 exons.